This is a messenger RNA of Stegastes partitus (bicolor damselfish), 2299 nucleotides long. Its product is annotated as latrophilin-3-like. NCBI's taxonomy places the organism in Eukaryota, Metazoa, Chordata, Actinopteri, Pomacentridae. Gene Ontology annotation, biological process: signal transduction. Gene Ontology annotation, cellular component: membrane. Gene Ontology annotation, molecular function: carbohydrate binding; G protein-coupled receptor activity. The annotation marks the transcript as partial. The record is from RefSeq and is a predicted model, not a curated record. The transcript has 11 exons.
AUGUAACAACAGGACCCAGUGCGCCGUCGUGGCCGGACCCGACGUCUUUCCCGACCCGUGCCCGGGAACCUACAAAUACCUGGAGGUCCAAUACGAAUGUGUACCCUACAAAGUGGAACAAAAAGUAUUCCUGUGCCCAGGGCUUCUGCGCAGGGUCUACCAGAGCGAGCACCUCUUCGAGUCGGACCACCAGUCCGGAGCCUGGUGCAAAGACCCUCUACAGGCCUCCGAUAAGAUCUACUACAUGCCGUGGACGCCCUACCGCACCGACACCCUGACCGAGUACUCGUCUAAAGAAGACUUCAUCGCCGGAAGGCCGACGACCACCUACAAGCUGCCGCAUCGCGUCGACGGGACCGGCUUCGUGGUCUACGACGGGGCGCUCUUCUUCAACAAGGAGCGCACUCGCAACAUCGUCAAGUUCGACCUGCGAACUCGUAUCAAGAGCGGCGAGGCUAUCAUAGCCAACGCCAACUACCACGACACAUCUCCGUACCGCUGGGGAGGGAAGUCGGACAUCGACUUGGCCGUAGACGAGAACGGCCUUUGGGUGAUUUACGCCACCGAGCAAAACAACGGGCGGAUUGUGAUCAGCCAGCUGAACCCCUACACGCUGCGAGUCGAGGGCACCUGGGACACGGCGUACGAUAAGCGCUCGGCGUCCAACGCCUUCAUGAUCUGCGGGAUCCUCUAUGUGGUAAAGUCGGUGUACGAGGACGACGACAACGAAGCGACGGGGAACAAGAUCGACUACAUCUACAACACAGAGCUGAGCAAAGACGGGUUUCUGGACAUCCCCUUCCCCAACUCCUAUCAGUACAUCGCCGCUGUGGAUUAUAACCCCAGGGACAACCUGCUGUACGUUUGGAACAACUACCACGUUGUCAAGUACUCGCUGGACUUUGGAGCGCUGGACAACAGACUCGAAACCUCCUCCUCUGUGAUGGUGUACAUGGACACCACGACCACGACCACGAGGACCACCACCAGACCUACCACCGUUACCAUGACGACCACCACCAGCAGGACCACCACCACCAAGGCCCCCUCCACGACCACCGCCCUGGCCCAGUGGCCGCGGACCACGACGACGGUGGCGCCGCCAGUCCAGACGCUGGUGGAGGGUCUGGAUCCGGAAGACGACUUCAGGGCGCCGCCUUCGUCCAAGCUGCCCAACAUCCGGGUGGAGUACUGCAACCCCCUGGUGAUGAUGGACGUCUCCUGGCCCAAGACCAAGCAGGGCGUGUUGGCCAAGAUGCCCUGUCCACCCGGAACCAUAGGUGUGGCUUCGUACUUGUGCGUCGGUCCGGAGGGAUACUGGGACCCGCAGGGGCCUGAUUUCAGCAACUGCACCUCCCCGUGGGUCAACCUCAUCAGCCAGAAGCUGAAAGCCGGAGAGACGGCGGCGGUCAUUGCCCGGGAGCUGGCGGAGCAGACCAAGAGCAACCUGCAGGCGGGGGACAUCACCUACACGGUGAAGGCCAUGGUGCAGCUGGUGGACCUGCUGGACGUGCAGCUGAGGAACCUGACGCCGGGCGGCAAAGACAGCGCAGCACGGAGCCUCAAUAAGCUGCAGAAGAGAGAACGCUCGUGUCGGUUUUAUGUUCAGGCCAUGGUGGAGACGGUCAACAAUCUGCUGCAGCCGCAGGCCCAGGCGGCGUGGAGGGAGCUGAGCACCGGCGAGCAGCUGAGGGCCGCCACCAUGCUGCUGGACACGGUGGAGCAGGGCGCCUUCGUCCUGGCCGACAACCUGCUCAAGACGGACAUUGUGCAGGAGAACACCGACAACAUCCAGCUGGAGGUGGCCAGGAUGAGCACGGACGGAAACCUGCCCGACCUGAAGUUCCCUCAAACCGGAGGCCAAGGCAACUCCAUCCACCUGUCGGCCAACACGCUCAAGCAGCACGGACGGAACGGCGAAAUCCGAAUAGCGUUCGUCCUGUACAAACACAUCGGGGUGUACCUGUCGACGGAGAACGCCAGCAUGAAGCUGGGCAGCGAAGCCAUGGCUACCAAUUACUCCGUCAUUGUCAACUCUCCGGUUAUCACAGCCGCCAUCAACAAGGACUCGAACAAAGUCUACCUCUCUGACCCGGUCAUUUUCACCAUCAGACAUCUGCAGCAAUCUGAGGAGAACUUCAACCCCAACUGUUCGUUCUGGAGCUACUCCAAGCGAACCAUGACGGGCUUCUGGUCGACGCAGGACUGCCGCUUGCUGGGAACCAACCGGACCCACACCACGUGCUCCUGCACACACCUCACCAAUUUCGCCGUCCUCAUGGCCCACGUGGACGUCAAG